This is a messenger RNA of Caenorhabditis elegans, 427 nucleotides long. It is a transcript of the gene tin-13, whose product is annotated as Mitochondrial import inner membrane translocase subunit tim-13. The transcript has 2 exons. Gene Ontology annotation, biological process: protein insertion into mitochondrial inner membrane. The record is from RefSeq and is marked reviewed. Bases 10 to 336 code for a protein of 108 amino acids. Gene Ontology annotation, cellular component: mitochondrial inner membrane; mitochondrial intermembrane space chaperone complex. Lineage: Eukaryota; Metazoa; Nematoda; Chromadorea; Rhabditida; Rhabditidae.
GAGAAGAAAAUGGAUCAGCUGCUUGAUGUGGAGACGUUGAAGAAGCUGUCACCAGAACAGCAAGAGCAAGUGAUCAGUGGUGUCAAGCAGCAAGCUGCCCUUGCCAAUGCCCAGAAUCUUGUCACGGACAUUUCUGAAAAGUGCACGAAUAAAUGCAUCACUGCACCAGGAAGCUCAUUGGCCAGUGGUGAAAAGCAAUGUCUACAGCGAUGCAUGGAUCGUUUCAUGGAAUCAUGGAAUCUUGUUUCUCAAACUCUUCAAAAACGUCUUCAAGAAGAAAUGGCGUCUUCAGGAGGAAUGGGUGGUGGAUUCGGACAAGGACCGUCGUUUUCUUAAAAAAAUGUUUUCAAUUAACACCCAUUUUCUGUUAUUGUUUUUUUCCAUUUUUUUUUCUUCGAAUUGUCAUUUGUAGGUAGAUCAAAAAAAA